CAUUAAAUUAUGUUUAUCAAUAUCAAUAUCAAUAUCGUAACGAAUCAAUCAAUUUAUUGAAUAAAUUGAAACCAAUCUGAAUGAUCUUAGAAUAUAUGAAAUAUACUUGGUCACUCAUAUAUUAAACCAUUGGGAUUAGAUUGUUGAACAACUAACUGGCCAUCAUGUAUAGAUUGUCAUUGCUUAAAGCAAGAUGUUUAUGGCCCAGAAUGCUAAUUAGCAGCAUUAUAAUCAACAUUGGUGUGCAGAUUGUAUACAUUGAAUCGAAUAAUGCCUAUUACAUUGAACAAUGUAUGACGAAAAUCAUCGAGGAAGUUCAACCGUGCAGUGAACGUGCCAUACAGAAUUGGAAUCUGAAUCAUAGCUAUUUUGUUCCAUCCAAAUUAAGUACUUGUUGUGCAAAUUGGCAAGUAUAUGAAUGUUUCAUACAGGCAGCACUGACUGGAUGUACAUUGUUUGAAUUUCAGGCCAUUGUCAACAAUAUGACCAUGGAUGCAAUACUGUUGCAACGAAACAAUUGUUCACGAUUCAAAUAUCAUUCCGAAGUCUGUUCAUCAUACAAUAGUGGCUGGAUGAACGACCAUCAUUGCCAUCAUAUAAUGAUCAUUUCUAUGGCAUCAUUGUCUAUGGUUUCAUUUUAUUUAACACCAAUUUAUUAGAUUAUAGAUUAUAGAUAGAUAGAUUAUAGAUUAUUAUUAUUAUAUACACCAGAAAAGUCAACCAUGAACCAGUCGGAAUAGUGGCA
Messenger RNA from Dermatophagoides farinae (American house dust mite), 745 nucleotides. The record is from RefSeq and is a predicted model, not a curated record. Lineage: Eukaryota; Metazoa; Arthropoda; Arachnida; Sarcoptiformes; Pyroglyphidae.